Messenger RNA from Quercus robur (English oak), 3740 nucleotides. RefSeq names its product valine--tRNA ligase, mitochondrial 1-like. Gene Ontology annotation, cellular component: cytosol. The record is from RefSeq and is a predicted model, not a curated record. Gene Ontology annotation, molecular function: valine-tRNA ligase activity; aminoacyl-tRNA deacylase activity; ATP binding. Lineage: Eukaryota; Viridiplantae; Streptophyta; Magnoliopsida; Fagales; Fagaceae. The transcript is spliced from 21 exons. Gene Ontology annotation, biological process: valyl-tRNA aminoacylation. The coding region runs from base 297 to 3347 and encodes 1016 amino acids.
UCCAUUGUUACCAAAAAAAAAAAAAAAAAAAUUCGGCCAAGUUGAAGUUCUACAUACGUUAGGAGUUCGGACUCUCAUAACCGACACUCACCGACCAGGUAGUGUAUAUAUAACAAUGAGAGAAGCAUAGUUCUUUGGAGAGAGAGAACCAAAGGUAUAUAACUGGGGGUUGCUUGUUUACCAAGGCAGAAGCAGAGGAGGCGGUGAGGGUUUCUGAAAGACCGUAAGCAAGGCAUCCACUGCGGUUUUCACAGUCUCAGCGGCAGCCCCGAGUUUUCUCAGAUACGAAUAACAAAAUGGCGGAUUCGGAGGAAAACCCGGAAAUUACUGAAAAAGACUUCAAGAGGAAGAAGAAUAAAGAAGACAAGGCAAGGGAGAAAGAAUUGAAAAGGCAAAAGGCUUUAGAGAAAGCUGCCAAACUGCAGGCGCAACAAGCAUCAAAUAAUCAAAAAAAGAGUGAAAAGAAAAUGGUAAAGCGCGGGGUGAAGGAAGAGAAUCCUGAGGAGUUUCUUGACCCUCCAACACCUUUCGGCGAGAAGAAAAGAAUUUCUAGUCAAAUGGCAAAGCAGUAUAGUCCUACUGCAGUUGAGAAAUCGUGGUAUGCAUGGUGGGAGAAAUCUGGGUUCUUUGUUGCAGAUGCGAAGAGCUCCAAACCCCCAUUUGUUAUUGUCUUGCCACCUCCAAAUGUGACCGGUGCCCUCCAUAUAGGCCAUGCCCUUACUGUUGCUAUAGAGGAUACGAUUGUUCGCUGGCGGAGAAUGUCAGGAUACAAUACCUUGUGGGUUCCUGGUAUGGACCAUGCUGGGAUUGCAACACAGGUGGUUGUGGAAAAGAAGAUAAUGCGCGAAAGAAAAUUAACCAGGCAUGAUCUUGGUCGAGAGAAAUUUGUAUCUGAAGUUUGGGAUUGGAAAAACAAGUAUGGUGGCACCAUUUUACAACAGUUACGUGGCUUGGGUGCCUCUUUAGAUUGGUCUCGUGAGUGCUUCACAAUGGAUGAGAAAAGCUCAAGAGCUGUGACAGAGGCUUUUGUUAGACUUCACGAGAAAGGGCUUAUUAAAAGAGAUGAACGUCUAGUGAAUUGGGAUUGUGUGUUACGGACUGCCAUAUCUGAUAUUGAGGUGGAACAUAUUGAAAUCAAAGAAAGGACUUUACUAAACGUUCCAGGAUAUGAGAAACCUGUGGAAUUUGGUGUUUUGACUUCAUUUGCUUACCCUUUGGAAGGAGAGCUUGGUGAGAUUGUUGUGGCUACUACUAGGGUGGAAACUAUGCUUGGAGAUACUGCUAUAGCUAUACAUCCUGAUGAUCCAAGGUACAAUCAUCUUCAUGGAAAAUAUGCCAUUCAUCCCUUCAAUGGAAGAAAGCUUCCUAUAGUUUGUGAUGCGACUCUUGUUGAUCCGAAGUUUGGGUCAGGCGCUGUUAAGAUUACCCCGGCUCAUGACCGGAAUGAUUUUGAGGUUCAUAGGGAUCAUGAUCUUGAGUCAAUCAACAUUUUUACUGAUGACGGGAAAGUAAACAGCAAUGGUGGCUUGGAGUUUGCAGGGAUGCCACGAUUUAAAGCUCGAGAGGCAGUUAUUGAAGCAUUACAAAAGAAGGGUCUUUAUCGAGGUGCUAAAGGUAAUGAGAUGCGUCUAGGCAUAUGUUCAAGAACCAAUGAUGUUGUGGAGCCACUUUCGAAGCCCCAGUGGUAUGUUGACUGCAGUAAAAUGGCAAAGAAAGGCCUUGAUGCUGUCAUGGAUGAAGAAAAGAAGAAGAAAGGCCUUGAUGCUGACAUGGAUGAAGAAAAGAAGAAGAAAGGCCAUGAUGCUGUCAUGGAUGAAGAAAAGAAGAAGAAAGGCCUUGAUGCUAUCAUGGAUGAAGAAAAGAAGAAGAUUGAGAUCAUCCCAAAACAGUAUGCUGCUGACUGGAAGAGAUGGCUUGAAAACAUUCGUGACUGGUGUGUCUCGAGGCAACUUUGGUGGGGCCACCGUGUUCCUGCAUGGUAUGUCACUCUGGAGGAUGAUGAGCUGAAGGAAAUUAAUUCUUACAAAGACCAUUGGGUGGUUGCAAGAAAUGAGGACGAUGCUCAGGAGGAGGCUAGCCGAUUAUAUAAUGGGAAGAAGUUUCAUUUAAGUCAAGAUCCUGACGUGCUUGAUACUUGGUUUUCUUCUGGUCUCUUUCCAUUAGCUGUUUUGGGCUGGCCUGAUAAUACGGAAGAUCUAAAGGUGUUUUAUCCAACUUCAGUUUUGGAAACUGGCCAUGAUAUUCUCUUUUUUUGGGUUGCUCGCAUGGUAAUGCUAGGAAUGGAGUUGGGUGGUGAUGUACCUUUUAGAAAGGUUUAUUUGCAUCCCAUGAUUCGUGAUGCACAUGGGCGCAAGAUGUCUAAGUCCUUGGGAAAUGUCAUUGAUCCGCUUGAAGUAAUAAAUGGGAUAUCCUUGGAAGGUCUUCAUAAGAGGCUAGAGGAGGGUAACUUAGAUCCCAAGGAACUGACUGUUGCUAAGGAGGGACAGGUGAAAGACUUUCCUAAUGGUAUUCCUGAAUGUGGUGCAGAUGCUCUUCGCUUCGCACUUAUAUCUUACACAGCUCAGUCUGAUAAAAUAAAUCUGGAUAUUCAAAGAGUGGUGGGGUAUCGUCAGUGGUGUAAUAAAUUGUGGAAUGCUGUACGAUUUUCUAUGAGCAAGCUUGGGGAUGAUUAUGUUCCGCCCACAAAUGUAAAUCCAGAUGACUUGCCAUUUAGCUGUCAAUGGAUACUCUCAUUAUUAAACAGAGCCAUACUCAAAACUAUUGCAGCUUUGGAAUCGUAUAAAUUCUCAGAUGCAGCAAGUACUGUGUAUUCAUGGUGGCAAUACCAACUGUGUGAUGUUUUUAUUGAAGCAAUUAAGCCUUUCUUUGCUGGGAGUGAUCCAAAGUUUGAGAUUGCCAGGAGGUUUGCUCAAGACACACUUUGGUUAUGUCUUGACAAUGGGCUGCGAUUGCUUCAUCCUUUUAUGCCGUAUGUUACGGAAGAAUUAUGGCAGCGCCUUCCUUCAUCAAGGGACCAGACAGCAAUGGAAUCAAUUAUGAUAUGCAAGUACCCAUCAAUUGUAGAGUGCUGGACAAAUGAAAGGGUGGAGUAUGAGAUGGAUCUUGUAGAUUCCACAGUGAAAUCUCUCAGGUCACUUGCAAAUGAAAGACGAGAAAGGCGACCUGCUUUUGUGCUUUGCAGAAUUCAUGCAUUUGCAGAGAUUAUUAGCAGCCAUGAACUUGAAAUUAUUACUCUUGCCAAUUUAUCAUCUUUGAGGGUAAUCAGUGAGAAUGGUGCGACUCCAGCUGGAUGUGCAGAAUCUUUUGUAAAUGAAAACCUUUCUGUUUAUCUUGAGCUUCAAGGAUGAGAUUCAAAGGCAACAUGACAGGCUGUCCAAGGUCAUGAGUGGUUUUGCCUACAAAGAAAAGGUUCCUUCACAUUUAACAGGAGAAUGUUAGAGUCUCCCUCAUAUUGUUUCUUGAAGUAGGCCAGCAUAUUGAAGCUCAAGCAACAGACAUGAUUAACUUUAGUAGGUGUUCUAGAUCUCCACAACCGCAGAGUGUCCUCUUUUUGUUCAAUUUAAGGAAAUUGAGGCAAUUAAAAAACAAAAGUAUCUGGUUCAAAAGAUUGUAUUUUUGAAUAUUUGAUACCAGCCUUGUUAUCAUGCUGAAGGUGUCAUUAUUUUUAAUGUUUUGUUUAUAGAAUCUUUAUUAGUAAGGAAGAAUGAUGUUGAAUGAAGCAACACAGAUUACUACCUCGA